UUGAAAACAAACAUUCGACAUGAAGCGACUCUUUUUAAUUUUUAUUGCGUUUUUUGCAAUAAUCCAGUGCCAAAUUCACUGCCUUGACGUUACGAGUGACGAGGAUUUGUUAAAUUACAUCCGAAAAGAUCAAAUUGUCGUCUUAUUUUCAAAGAAAAAUUGCGACGACUGCGAUCGUUUGGAAAAAGUUUUGGACUCCAUCGUCGAUGAUCUGCAAAAAUUACAAAACCCGACAAAGGCCAUCAAAGUGCUCAGCAGCAAUUUAGUGCGUUUGUAUUCGCCAUCGAAGGAGCCGGCAAUUGUUUUCUUCCGACGAGGCACGCCGCUUUUGGUCGAUCAUGACAUCGCCGUGAACGCCGACACGCUUUUGAUGCAUCUCACGGAGAACGAAGAGCCCGUCGUGAAGGAACUGACGGAUGCCACGUUCGAACAUUUGACGCAGGCAAGCACGGGAGCGACAACGGGUGAUUGGCUCGUGUUUUUCUACAGUCAGAAAUGCGUGGAUUGUCAGCGAUUGAAUGCGUUGUGGGAAGGCGUUGGAGCGAAUUUGAAGUUGCGCAUGAAUACGGCGCGCGUUAACAUUGAGACGGGAGGCGUUGACACGGGAAAGCGAUUUGGCAUUGAAAAGGCGCCGGAAUUUGUGCUAAUCCGCCUUGGAAAAUUCUACCGUUACCCGAUGAACGCUUACGGCAUCAAAGCUUUCGUCUCAUUCGCCACGCAAGGCUUCAAAAAUGCCAAAGCUGAGAAAAUCCGCGUUGCCGAAAGUCCCUUCGACAAUUUGGUGUCAAAGGGCGUGAAUGUCCUCAAACUCUUCGUCGAAAUGACAAAUCAAGUAAAACGCGAGUUCCCCAUAACAUUCCUCGCCAUCAUUGGCUUCGUCAUAAUUGUCUGUAUCCUGCUAACCAUGAAGCGUCGCAGUGAGCGGCAACAGGUGAAGGAUAAACGUAGAAAAGCAAAAUAAAAUAAAAUCUUCCAAAAACUCCGAAAAUGUUGAAGGCUCAAAGCAAAAAUAAAAUUUUUAUAGCAAA
This is a messenger RNA of Culicoides brevitarsis, 1028 nucleotides long. Its product is annotated as thioredoxin domain-containing protein. The transcript has 4 exons. The record is from RefSeq and is a predicted model, not a curated record. Bases 20 to 961 code for a protein of 313 amino acids. NCBI's taxonomy places the organism in Eukaryota, Metazoa, Arthropoda, Insecta, Diptera, Ceratopogonidae.